UGGCCAAAAUGUGCGUGUAUUCCACAUGGAUGUGAAUGCCCUCUUAUAGCUGACUGUCUCCACUCAUUUGGAUGAAUGCCAGAAAGGUGCCCAGGUAGUCAGUACUUACAACAGAGAAGCAAUGUUGCAGCUUCCUGACCACUCACCAGAUGUUAACCGGGAGAAGUAGUGUGUGUUUUGGGACCUGUUUGGUGUGUGUCUAUGGUUGGGACACUGUCACCUUGUCGAUGCCUCUCCCUGGGGCUCGAACACCCGAGCUGGCUGCUUUCCCCCUUUAAAAGCUAUUGCCCCAUGACGUCAGGGACAGGAAGAGGCUCCGAGCCGGCAGUAAGAGUGUGUGUGAGUGCCGGAGGGACUGCGACCCUGCCGGAGUGUGAGUGCCGGAGGGACUGCGACCCUGCCGGAGUGUGAGUGCCGGAGGGACUGCGACCCUGCCGGAGUGUGAGUGCCGGAGGGACUGCGACUCUGCCGGAGUGUGGGUGCCGGAGUGACAACGACCCUACCGGUGUGUGCCGGAGGGACUGCGACCCUGCCGGAGUGUGGGUGCCGGAGUGACAACGACCCUACCGGUGUGUGCCGGAGGGACAGCGACCCUGCCGGAGUGUGAGUGCCGGAGGGACUGCGACCCUACCGGUGUGUGCCGGAGGGACAGCGACCCUGCCGGAGUGUGAGUGCCGGAGGGACUGCGACCCUGCCGGAGUGUGGGUGCCGGAGUGACAACGACCCUACCGGUGUGUGCCGGAGGGACAGCGACCCUGCCGGAGUGUGAGUGCCGGAGGGACUGCGACCCUACCGGUGUGUGCCGGAGGGACAGCGACCCUGCCGGAGUGUGAGUGCCGGAGGGACUGCGACCCUGCCGGAGUGUGAGUGCCGGAGGGACAGCGGCGGGGCCAGCUCCCCACCGAGAGGAAGUCAGGAGCAGCGGAGUCUGGGUGAGCUCUGCGCAAGAAUCUGCAGCAGCUCGGAUCUUCAUUUAGACAUCAGGAGUUAGCGGUGCAGAGUAAUCUAUCGUCAGGACAGACACUGUGUGACCUUCCUGGAUGCAAUAUUCUCUUUCCUAGAUACUGCAAUUUCCGACAGGAUGAGCGCUGCUCUGAUCCCGGAACAGCCAGCGGUCAGUUUUGGCUCCCUAUCUGUACCAGAAACAGAGGAUGCUGCAGACGACGGGUUCAGCAUGCAAAUCGUCACAUGGAAUGUUGGCACUGCUGUUCCACCUGAUGAUGUUUCUUCACUUUUGGGCCUGAAUUCCGUUGAUGCAAGAAUUGACAUGUACGUCAUUGGUUUGCAGGAAGUGAAUUCAAUGAUAAAUAAAAGACUGAAGGACGCCAUCUUCACUGACCAGUGGAGUGAGCUCUUCAUGGACACACUUAGUCCCUUUGGUUAUGUGCUGGUAACCUCGGAGAGGAUGCAGGGUCAGCUACUCCUAGUGUUUGCUAAGUACUAUCUCCUCCCUAAUCUCCAGGACAUCCAAACCGACUGCACCAGAACUGGCCUGGGUGGAUAUUGGGGUAACAAGGGAGCAGUCAGCGCCAGGUUGUCUCUGUGCGGUCACAUGAUUUGUUUCCUCAACUGCCAUUUGCCAGCUCACAUGGAGAACUCCGAACAGAGAAUGGAUAACUUUGCGAGCAUCCUCCAGCUACAGCAGUUCAAUGGCCCCGCUGCCAAUGGAGUCCUCGACCACGAUAUUGUGUUCUGGUUUGGUGAUCUGAAUUUUCGAAUCGAACAAUACGAUAUCCGUUUUGUGAAAAGUGCCAUUGAGAAGAACAAACUGGGCAUUCUGUGGGAGAAGGACCAGUUGAACAUUGCAAAGGCAGUUGAGCCAGCAUUGAAUGGAUUUCAGGAAGGGCCUCUCAAUUUCAGGCCAACGUACAAAUAUGAUGUGGGCACUAACACAUUUGACACGAGUUCGAAGAAACGCAAGCCUGCCUGGACAGAUCGGAUUCUCUGGAGGGUGAAAAUGUCUGACUGCUAUGAUCUAUCACCAAAUCUCAGGCGGAGCAAAUUCCCAGAUGGCAAAUCCAGCCACAUUCAAGUGCUCCAGCAUGUUUACCGUAGUCACAUGGAGUAUCUCAUCAGCGACCACAAACCUGUCACCGCCAUCUUUUCCCUGAAGUUUUCCCAUAAAAUGCAGACCCCAUUGGUUCAGCUCCAGGUGGAGGACGAAUGGAGCAAACCUUCAGAUGCUGUUGUUAGAUACAGGAUGGCAAGCUCCUUCGCCAAGAGCUCGUGGGACUGGCUUGGUUUGUACCGGGUUGGCUUUAAACAUCACAAGGACUAUGUAACAUAUAUCUGGGCAAAGCAUGAUGAAACUGAUGCCACGAAGCAAUGCUAUCAGGUCAUGUUCAGUGAGGAAUCCGUGCCAAAGGGCACUGGGGAGUACAUCCUGUGCUACUACAGCAACAAUUUCAACACCAUUGUGGGAGUGACUGAGCCCUUCCAGAUUAUUCUGCCCUCCUCAAGUUCUGACACCAGCAAAUCUGACAGCUCUGAUUCCAGCUCAGAUGGGGAGGAGAUGAGCACCCUGAAGCUGAUUCGCCCCAAAUCCCGCAGCCCCAGCCCAGGCAAAAUGAAGAAGAGGAGCAGCCGGAGCCGCAGUCGGAGUAAGAGCCCGGUUGCUCCAAUAACACGGUCCCUGCAGGGCCUCAAUCUCAGGGUAGGCUCCAAGCACAAAAGCAAAAGCCGUAGUCCGUCACCCAGGGGGGCUCAGGUGUGCACCUCUGGGCAAUCCAAAUUGCCAAGGGGCAAACCCACUUCAGGAAACAGCCAGAACUCAGCUAGCAACCCGCGGGACAGACUUCCACCUUCAGCUCCGGCGACUUUCAAAGAUACAGCUUCUCGGGAGAAAAAUCAGGCUGUUCCUGGCACAGGAGCUGCCCUGAUGGGGAGACCUAGCAGUUUGGCUCAGGAAGUCCCUGUGCAAAAAAGGGACAGUGCUCAACACCCACAUCUGUCUCCGACGCUCUCCCAGUCUCGUGGUGAGGAUGGAGCCAUCAGUUUGAAGUUAAAUAAAGCAAAUCAACUCUCCAUUGGCAAGUCUUCUCAAAGUGUCCAAGUCCCAGUAUCAGAGUCACGGCCACCGAUAUGGCAGUAGGAAGUAGGGAAUGGAGCAGCAUUUUCAGUGAGAAGGACUGCCCACUGGAGAAGGCAAAGUAACAAAGAAUCAAAGGUCUCGUGUUGACGCAAGGAGUCAACAAAGCACAGAGAGACUGGAGAGACUGUAAUAGUUAACGUAGUUGGAAGUAUGCGUGAGACAGUCAGCCUGCAUGGGCUGUCCUAACUUUUAAUUUGAUAUGCGAGACUCCAAGAGGCUGGAUGACUCUUAGAGCCUCUGGAAUUGAUGAGUGGAUGCAAUCAUGAUGUAAUUAUUUAAUUAGUCACCUAAUUUACAUUCUAAAUAAUGCCAUUACCAUCCCACUGUGUGAUUGAAAUUCAGAGUACGCACCGUCCAGCAAACCUACUCCUAAUCUUCAUUACUUUCCCUUCUGUUGCCUAUCCAUAUUCCUCUCUUCCAGUGUCUCUCCUUCGUACUCUUUCCUUUCUGUGUGAAUGACCCUGUUUGUGACUGUUCUCAUUUCACUCGCUGCCUUCUCACAUCUGUGUCUCUUUUUAAAUGUCACUUUCUUGGUAUUUGCUUCAUUGUUCUGAUACAGGGUGAUUUUGAACUUCUGUGCCAUCAUGAGGAAAUCACACUCUUGAGCUGCAUGUGUGGAGAAUAGGAAUGCAACAUUGUGUCCUUUAAUCUCCAUUCCCUCCCAGCCUGGCUCUUUGCUGGGAGCAUGAGAUUAAAGAAUCACUUCAAAACUAUAUUUCUCAAAUGUUUAUCGAUACUCUGUCACUGUCACUGUUUCCUGAAAUUUACUGUUACAGUGUGUGCCAGUUUAUUCAUCCAUGAACACAGCAUGUGUGGAUCCAUACAUCACACUUUGCUGCAGGAAAUAGAUCUUGAGUAUUUGACUGUCAAUGUGCUGCCAGUUCACCACUUGCUGAAAGGGAAGCAUGUGAGGAGCAAAUCUUCUGCAAAAUAGGUUGGUUUUUGGCUGCCAAGCAGCACUUGGGAAAUUACCAGGGAGGUUUCAUACAGAGUGCAUCCCGAGCCCUUACUUCCCAGCAAUGCUGAAGGAGAGCUAACAGCAUUGUUGGCCUGUAUUGGCGGGUAACCAGCUUUUCUUCUCAAGUUCUCAAAGAUUCACUGCACUAUCCACUUGGCAUUGGUGACUUAGUGUCGUACCAGUCUGUCGGUAUGGGGUCUAGGUCUGAGUCACUCCCUUCCAGGAAGAUUGUGGUUCCUUGCCUUCGCCCUAAACACCCCCAGCAAUUGAUAAUGUAAAUUCAUUCUAUACAGAUGUAGAAGUAUAGAACUGUGAACGCAUGAACAUUAGACUUGGCUAAAUGUGAAAAAAAUGUUUAAACUAAAUUAUGCUUUUGAAUGUAUAUAAUUACAUAAGCUUCUUGUAUAAAAUAUUUUAAUUUACUUACCUUCUACCUCCAACUCCGACCAAUUCUCCCCUUGCCGAAAUGCACUGCAUUUAACUGAUGCACAGUUCUGUGCGCAUUGAAUGUUCUUUAGUGCCCAGUUCUGCUGGCUGUGGCUCAUCUAUAAGGUUACUCAGUAUUGGUGAAAAUAAUAAUCAUGAAGUCAUAUGGUGAAUACUUCAGUAAAAUCAUGGGCCCUUCAGUGUAGGCAAGAACUCCAAUAAAACUAGGAACUCUUCAGUAUGGACAAGGAUUCUUCAUUUAAAAUGUGAAUUUCCAGUAGAAAUUAGGACAUUUAAGUAUGGCUUCAGAAACGGGAUGGACCAUUUAACAUAGAUGAGAACUCCUUAAUAUUAGCUCGGAAUUCUGAAGUGUAAGACCAUUUCUUGCAUGUUGAGGCAGUAGCAUAAUGGUGCUGUUACCAUAAGACAUUUAGAAAUAGCAACAAGACUUAGAUCAUUUGGCCCCUUGGGCCUGCUACACCAUUCAGUAAAAUCCUGGCUGAUCUGACACUCCUCACGUCCACUUUCCUGCAUUUUCCCCAUAACUUUUGAUUCUCCUCCUGAUCAAGAAUCCAUCUAUCUUACCUAUAAAUGUACUUGACCAAUAAUCCAAAGGUCUGACUAAUCUAAUGAUAUGAGUUCAAAUGCUACACAGCAGCUAGGAAUUUUGCAUUUUUGAAAAAGAAACAUAGUUUCUGGAAUGGUGACUACAAAAGAAUUGGAUUGCUGUUUUAAAAAAUGACUCAUUAUUGUUCUGCAGGGAAAGAAAGCUGCUCUCCUAACCUGUUUGUCUUAAUUUAAUUGUAAUCUGAAAUAGCCUAGCAAGCCUCUAAAUAUCGUCAAAAAUAUUAUAAAUUCACCACAUGACUGCAGCAGUUAAGAAAAGUUGUUUGUCACAACCUUCUGAACAGCAAACAAAUGCCGGUGACAUGCACAUCCUGUAAAAACACUUCUAAAAAUCUUCAGUAUGGUCAAAGGAUUCUCAUUAGAGACAAACGUACUUCCAAAGAGAUGAAGAGCUUUCAGUAUAGGCAAGCACUUUUUCUAUAAAAGCCACAACUCUUCAGUGUAUUUGUGGACUUUUCAGUAUGAACAAAGAUUCUUAUGUACAUACAUGCAUUGUGUAAUAAGACUGUGAUUCUUCCAUUUAAAAUAUGGACCCUUUAGUAUAGAACAUAACUCUUUGGUGGAGAUGUAGAUGUGCACUGUUCGGUAAAUACGUGAACUCUUGCAUAGCUGAAGAAUCUCCAUUAAACAGGUAGACUCCAGUACAGAUAAAAUGUUUUGUAGAGGCAAGGCCUCUUCAUUAUAAGACAAGAACUCUUCAAUAUGGAACAUGACUCUUCAGUGGGAGAUACUCAUUCUUCUUUGUAGACAAGGACUAAUCAAUAUAAGAACAUUUUAAUUUAGACCAGGAAUCUUCAGUAAAAGUGUGGAUUCCUCAAAACAGACCAAAAGUUUCUUUUUAAAUAUAGGACUCUGCAGUAUAAGGACUCUUCAGUGUAAGGACUCUUCAUUGUAAAUGAGACUCUUCAAUAUUAGAUGAGAUUGUGCAGUGUACAUUUGGAUUCAACUAUAAACAUAUCACAUUUCAAUAUAAACACUACGUGGGGCUUGGGAAUAGCAGAGUCACAAAACUGUGGCUCACAAUGGGAAAAGUAGGAAAGAAAAGCACUGAGAGAUCAGAGGUGAAAUAAAAGAGUAUUGUUGAAUUUGCACAGUUGCUGAUCUCUAUCCUCACUAAAUGUAAUAUUCCAGCAGUCAUUUCACAAUUUACAAAACCACUCAGUUUGUGGAAAUUGUUAUUAAGUUCUAUGUAUUGCACCUGUAGGGUCAAAUGUUACAACCAGAAAUGUUUCAAUAGGAUUUCAAGUUAGGAUAGAAUUUUCUUCCACCAUAACUUGGGGGCAUGAUAACAAUACAGCUAAAGGCUUCUUCACUUCCUUUUCGUAAAUCUUUGUCGUGCACUGAAAUAUUCUGCAGGCUAAAUAUGAGACAAUCUUUCAGCAUUUACUGUGUUCAUCUUUGGGGCAGGAUUCUCAAUGAAAACAAGCACAACUUGAAGUGGAGGCAUUAGCUGGCUGCAAUUGAUGUACGUGUGUGUAUGUGUGCGAAUGUUUAAUGUGUGUGAGAUUCCUGUCUUCCAUAGUUGUAAAACAUGACAUGCUUUGUAGAUGGACAAAAACUUUCACUGCGGUUAAACAAUAAUGUACAAU
Molecule: messenger RNA, 6691 nt
Organism: Stegostoma tigrinum
Lineage: Eukaryota; Metazoa; Chordata; Chondrichthyes; Orectolobiformes; Stegostomatidae
Gene: inpp5jb
Product: inositol polyphosphate-5-phosphatase Jb
Exons: 13
Coding region: 1082-3091 (669 amino acids)
Biological process (GO): phosphatidylinositol dephosphorylation; negative regulation of peptidyl-serine phosphorylation
Cellular component (GO): cytoplasm; ruffle; plasma membrane
Molecular function (GO): phosphatidylinositol-3,4,5-trisphosphate 5-phosphatase activity; phosphatidylinositol-4,5-bisphosphate 5-phosphatase activity
Source: RefSeq, a predicted model, not a curated record